AUGAAAGCUGAGUUAAAGGGCACGUCCAUUUCCUUUCAAAACCCUCCUCUCUUCAACACACCCCACAGUCCUCUUUCGGGAGCACUUAAAGGGUGUCUUGGAAGCCUUGAUGGAGCUUGUAUUGAGAAGCUAUUGCUUCACUGUGCUAGUGCUUUGGAGAGCAACGACAUCACCUUGGCUCAACAAGUUAUGUGGGUACUCAACAACGUUGCUUCUCCUGUGGGUGACACUAACCAAAGACUCACCUCGUGGUUUCUAAGGGCACUAAUCUCUAGGGCUUCAAGAAUUUGCCCCACGGCCAUGAGUUUCAAAGGAAGCAACACCAUUCAAAGGAGGUUGAUGACAGUGACUGAGCUAGCCGGGUAUGUGGAUCUAAUUCCUUGGCAUAGGUUUGGAUUUUGUGCAUCCAAUAAUGAAAUUUUCAAAGCUAUAAUGGGGUUCCAAAGGGUACAUAUUCUAGAUUUUAGCAUAACACAUUGUAUGCAAUGGCCUACUUUUAUAGAUGCAUUAGCUAAAAGGCCUGAAGGACCCCCUUCACUUAGAAUCACUGUACCAUCUUGUAGGCCACCGGUCCCUCCUUUGGUCAAUAUAUCAAUGCAUGAGGUUGGCCUACGUUUAGGGAAUUUUGCCAAGUUUAGGGAUGUCCCUUUUGAAUUUAAUGUCAUAGGAAAUACAGGACCCUUAACAUCUACGGAAUUCAGUAACGAAAUUGAAACAAGCAGCUUAAAUUUUGAAUCAAUGUUAAGCCUCUUGAAUCCUACCAUGCUAAACCUUAGGGAAGAUGAAGCUUUGGUCAUAAAUUGCCAAAAUUGGCUACGCUAUUUGUCUGAUGAUAGAAAAGGAAGCAGCCAAAAUCUUUCCCUAAGGGAUGCUUUUCUGAAUCUAGUUAAAGGACUUAACCCCCAAAUUGUGCUCUUGGUUGAUGAGGAUUGUGAUCUCAGUGCAUCUAGUCUCACAUCAAGAAUUACCACAUGUUUCAACCAUUUGUGGAUACCCUUUGAUGCCCUUGAGACCUUUUUGCCUAAAGAUAGUUGUCAGAGGACAGAGUUUGAAUGUGACAUAGGCCAGAAAAUUGAGAACAUCAUCAGCUUCGAAGGGCAUCAAAGAAUAGAGAGGUUGGAGUCUGGGAUGCAAAUGUCCCAAAGAAUGAAAAAUGUAGGUUACUUCAAUGUUCCAUUUUGUGAUGAAACUGUUAAGGAAGUUAAAGCUUUGCUAGAUGAGCAUGCCAGUGGAUGGGGGAUGAAGAGGGAAGAAAAUAUGUUAGUUCUCACAUGGAAAGGAAACAGCUGUGUGUUUGCGACAGCUUGGGUCCCUUGUGAAAUGAGGGAUCAUGUUGGUAUGGAUGUAAGUAUGUCGUAA
This is a messenger RNA of Abrus precatorius (Indian licorice), 1359 nucleotides long. Its product is annotated as scarecrow-like protein 32. Lineage: Eukaryota; Viridiplantae; Streptophyta; Magnoliopsida; Fabales; Fabaceae. The record is from RefSeq and is a predicted model, not a curated record. The transcript has a single exon. Bases 1 to 1359 code for a protein of 452 amino acids. Gene Ontology annotation, biological process: regulation of DNA-templated transcription. Gene Ontology annotation, molecular function: sequence-specific DNA binding; DNA-binding transcription factor activity. Gene Ontology annotation, cellular component: nucleus.